AUUACUACGUACUUCAUAGAUAAAUCGAAGUUGUCGAAACUAAAAUGAUAUAUAUGCGACUUUUUUUUUUAUACAUUUACGAGUACGGACACAAGCACUAUGGUAUCAGGAGAUUUUCCGAGCACACUGGCCAAUGUGACUUCAAGAAAUUUUUCGACUUCAACUAUAGAGCCAUAUGAGCGACCAUUCGGAGAUUUUGCAAUCUGGUUGUCCGCAUGCAUCAUAUUUACUUUCCUUAUUAUAGGAUUCAUUCUGAAUUUAUUGACAAUACUUGUAAUAUACAAGUAUCCAAAAGUGAGGAACUUGUUUGUGUAUUUUAUAUUUUCUCUCUGCAUUUCGGAUUUAAUAUCUGCUGUCAUUAGUCCACUUUUCUGGUAUCGAAGAACUCUGGGAUUUGAUGUCUGGGCGAUACCUGGUUUCUUCUGUAAGUUUUUCUGGGCAGCUGAUAUUGCAACGUCAUUUGCCACGGCAAUGCACAUUAUGACGUUCGGAUUUCUUCGAUAUUUUUCCAUCAAGUUUCCCAUUCUGUAUUACAGAAUCACGGACAGGAAUGCAAUUAUUGGCAUCAUCGCUAUAUGGUUUAUAAGCAUAAGUUGCGGAUUUAUUCCCUUCUUCAUAUUUUUCGGUGCACGAGUACGAGAUAGAUAUAGUGAUUCUGAAGACGCAAGAUGGCCAGCCUGUACUAUAAAUAUGGAAUGGUAUGAGCAGUACACGCUGUUUCAGAAGAUUGCUUAUCCGCUGUUUCUAUACGGUCCUCUUGUGAUGGUAGUAUUGGUUUCUGUGAUGAUUUCAUUCCAAGUAUACGCUACAACACAAACUAGAGCAGCCAAAUCAGCCAACGAAACAGCUUCAGUAAAGAGAAAGAAAAAAGAUAAACAAGCUGUCGGACAAUUGAUUCUUAUUGUUCUUUCGUUCCUUAUUGGAUACAUUCCUUUUACAGUGUACGAGUUUUGGUCAGUGCAAAGUCACCCAAACACGCGAUAUUACAAAGUUUUAGAUUAUUGGAUGGGAUUAUCAGAAUAUUUUUUCAUUCGGUUUUCUGAAUGCUUAAAUCCAAUAUUCUACAAUCUUGGAUCCAGUAAAAUGAGAAAUUGCACUAAGACAUAUUUAGAAGAAACCUUUGGAAAUACAGAAAUCAAACGAAGAAGAAGUAUUACAGCUCCAAUUUCAUCCAGAUCGAGAAACAACUCAGUAACAUAAAUUAUUAACAUAGUUAUGACAACAAUAAAAAAUGAAGCCAUUUUUUAUAGUGAAUAUAAUUAUGUAAAGCUGUGUUUGUUUGAAAAACUAUUUAUUUGAGAACCAAAAACAUGAAAAAAUAUUUUAUUCAAUUAAAUAGCGGCUUAAACCAUCCUAAAGCAAAAUAGAUUAGUCCAGGCUUUCACUUUCUGCGCCGCGGACCAUAAUUCGUGAACCUUUGUUUUGACGGACCUACAUCAUAUGCUGUAUCAAUUUCUCUGCCCAGCGAGGAACGAAGAAGGACAAUAUUUUAUUUACAACACUACAACAAAAACGAUAUUGAUGUGAUGAAUGAGGUGACUCCUCGACAUAUAUCUUGUUCUUUCAUUGAUAAGAGCUGAAAUGCUGCCUCACACAUGCAUAUCAUUGCAAAAAACAACACAAUUUUAAUUGCUUUACUUCUAACAAUUGAUAUUCGUCAGCAACGCUUGGCCAAAAAGAUACAAUGGAAUUUUGAUUGAAAUAAAUCAUUAAAGAUCGAUCAGACUCUUUUCAUAUGGUUGUGGACCACCUGUGCAGUCAUCAUGGACCCCCAGGGGUUUCUGGACCCUAGUUUGGGAAACCCUGGAUUAGUUCAUUCCUUAGGGAUUGUUUGUAACAACAACAACAAUUUGAAACGAUCUUCUUAACGAACCACUUCGUGAUCACUAAUUAGAAAGAAAUGAUCUGUCUGAUGAUCAUGCAUACAAUAUCCCUUCUACUUGCUAUGUCUUUCAAUGUUAUGUUACUCAAUAUUACUUAACAAUCACAGCGCCGUCCAAUAUAUAUAUAUAUACAAUAUCAAAUGUGUUUUAUAAUUUAUUUAUUCUCCUAUUUAACUUGAUAUACAUUCAUGUUCCAUUUUCAUCGUUUGAAAUUUUACCCUCUAUUUCGUAGUCAAAUUCAUAUUUCUUCUGUUUCAUUAAAUUUUCGCCGAACUAUAGUUUAUUUUUUCAAGAUAGAAAUACUGAAUGCGACAAUAAAUACAUUGGUAUUUUGAAAGUAGCUUCAAAGACUAGCAGUUAUUUAUAAUUGCAUGUGACGUUAUUUUAAAUUGCAUCUUCUGUGUCAAAGUAUGCUAUUGCGUGACAUGUGUAACUGAGUGACUGAAUUAGCUUUUUACCGACUGGCGGGACAUGCAUAUUAUUACGUAUUUUUGUAAUGGUGUUAUUUUUAAAGUUGUAUUGGGAGUCAUAAGAUAAAUAUUAGCAAGUGAUGGAAAAAGCCCACAGGAACUGGUCCAACGUUUCCAAAAUAUUAUUAGUCAAUUCGUCGAAGCCUGAUGGCGACAACUACGGGUACGAUAACGGAUUUGCAACAGCACUUGCGUUGAGAUUCAAGUCCAGCAGUUUUUUUUUUAUACAUAAUCAUUACCGUACGAUCCAAACCUGUAUGCUUUUCCGAUGUGUAGCAUGAUGGGCAAAUUAACAAGCCUGUAAAAAUACCUAUUCGUGUCGUGAUAUAACUAUCAUUCUAUUUUUUGAUACGUCUAUAUUUUCAU
Styela clava is the source of this 2719-nucleotide messenger RNA. RefSeq lists its product as uncharacterized. Gene Ontology annotation, molecular function: G protein-coupled receptor activity. Lineage: Eukaryota; Metazoa; Chordata; Ascidiacea; Stolidobranchia; Styelidae. Gene Ontology annotation, biological process: G protein-coupled receptor signaling pathway. The record is from RefSeq and is a predicted model, not a curated record. Gene Ontology annotation, cellular component: plasma membrane.